AUGAUUAAGACUGAAGCUUAUCAAGAUUUGGGUGCAAUAAACCCACUUGAAUCUUUAGUUGAACGCACAAAUAAGUUCCUUUAUGGUUUAUGGUAUAAUAAACAUAUUACACAAAAACAAUAUGAGAAAUUAAAGGUUAAUCAAGAAGAGGCUGAAUUAGCCCACCUUUAUUUCUUACCGAAAGCACAUAAACCAGGAACACCAUUAAGACCUAUAAUGUCUGGUCUCAAAUCUCCAACCAUUGCCAUAUCGAAAUGGUUAGAUAGUUUAUUAAGACCUCUUUUCGAUCGAUUAGCAUCUGAAACAGCUGUAUUGAAUGGGGUUCAAUUAAUAAAACAAGUUGAGAAAUGGUCGGAUAAAUAUCUUACACCAGCCACAUCAUUCAUAACAAUGGAUGUUACUGAUUUGUAUACAAUGAUUCCUCAAGAAGGAGGAGUAACAGCCAUAAAAAGAUUAAUUGAAACAUCUGGUUUAAAACAAAUCGAUGGUGUUAAAAAAGAGAUUAUAUUAGCUCUUACCAGAUUUGUUAUAACAAAUAAUUAUUUCUAUCUUGAUGGGUCAUAUUAUAAACAAAUAAAAGGAGGCGCAAUGGGCUCGCCACUCACCCUCACUAUAGCAAAUACAUACAUGUACUUUGUUGAACGUCCAAUAUUCAAAUGGGCUCAAAGAACAUGUUCAUUAUAUUACAGAUAUAUAGAUGAUUUAUUUAUCAUGUCAAAUGUACAUGCAGAUAUAUUAAAAGGUCUUGUAAAAUUCUGGAAUAGACUUGAUAAUAAUAUCGUAUUUUCAGAAUUCAUAGGACAUACUGCAGAGUACCUUGAUGUUAAAUUAGAGAACAGAGGAGGAAAAUUGGUAUCUGAAGUUUACUAUAAACCAUCAUACGAACCAUAUUUCCUCCCUUUCACAAGCAUACAUGCACAACAUAUAAAAAAGAAUAUUCCUUAUGUAGCUCUUGUUCGAGCAAUAAGAUAUUCUUCGAGUUAUGAUACAUUUAAACGUGAAGAAACUCAUAUAUGUAUGUCAUUGCUUUUAAAUAAAUAUCCAUUACAAUUUGUACUUGAACAAUUUGAAAGAGUUUUACAAACAUUUCAAUGUGCGGUGUCAAUAAAAAAGAAUUAUUCUGAAAUAAGAAGAAUCUUUUUAAAUGCCGCAGAUAAUGAUGAAAAGAAGGCUGAAAUUGAUUUCAAGGUCAAUAUUUUUUGUCAUUUCUCUUUUUCAAAAGGAAUGCAAGAUUUUCCGACCAGAUUUCAUCAACUCUGGAACGAUUGUUUUUCAGAUACAGCCAUUUGUAAUAUAAAACCGAUUGUAGGUUCUAGAAGAUUAGAUAAUCUUCAAGAUUAUCUUGUCAGAAAGAAACCAGAUAAAUCAGUACUUAAAAUUAAAUGAAAUACUUACUUGAUGUAUAUUUCAUAGAAAGAAAACAUCGCAUAAGUGGUCUAAUUUAUAUUUGGAACAUUUCUUUGAGAGGAGUUCUAAUAGUUUUUAGAACACUUCUCUAACAUAGAAGUUCUGAUAGAUUUAGAACACUUCUCUAACAUAGGAGUUCUAAUCAAUUUAGAACACUUCUCUUGUUUGCAGAUAUGUAUAUCUAUGGUUGGUGCAAUCGCAAUAACGUUAACAAAUAACACAAUCGAUAGAUGGUUAUUUUCGGUCCAAGAUCAUACCUAUCUUACCAACAAUGGUCCUUUCUGACCAAAUAGCGCCGUUUUCUCUUUGUUGUUCGUUUUUCACGAGUAAUUAGAGAGGUCCUUUCGACCAUCUAUUUUUCUUGUCAAUCUUAUAGGUCCUUUAGACCAUAAGUUUUUGUUCUCUUUUUUGUUGUUGCUGUUGUAUAAAUUAAUUUUUUCGGAUUAGUUUUUUGUAAAUUCUGAUGACGUGUGGUUUAAAUCACACAGAAACUAGUCAAUAAAUAAACAUUUACAAAAACACAAAAAACUUUUUUAUUUCAUCUCGAGAGUAGUGAACUCAUUAGAAAGAGGUUAUAUCUGAAUAAGAAUAACCAACUACUUUUAAUUCUAAUAAAGU
This is a messenger RNA of Rotaria sp. Silwood1, 2025 nucleotides long. Lineage: Eukaryota; Metazoa; Rotifera; Eurotatoria; Philodinida; Philodinidae. The record is from the annotation of a GenBank genome assembly.